GAAGUCGAUUUUCACGGUGCCUUUCUCCAGAUGCUGGCUCACAUUCGCUACUCUCCCUUUCAAGCGUUCAGAAUCGUUUCCUCUCGUCGCCCGCAGGGGAUCAUGUCCAUCAGCGCGGGAGCCGGCGAUCCAACGGACCCCGGCACCGCCUUCAAGCUGCUCGUCUCAUGUCCCUCUGGUCUCCCUGCUUCGCAGGCUUUUGUCAAUUUCGACGCUUCCUACGAUCGGAUUCCUCAUCCUGAUGCUAGUUUAGAAGAAUCCAUUAACGAGAUAUGGAAUCGGCGAGUUCAGGGGAAUCCUUCACUGUAUAGUGGAUUAAAGUUUAGGUAUGGGGAUCACACUGUACAAUAUGCAGAUGGCUCAGAUAAAAUUUCCUCAAUUUGCCUUCACUUGGGUCUCACAGAUUACAGGUCAUUUGUGGGCACAAACUUGAAUCCUUUAUGGGAGAGGUUUCUUUUUCCUUCAGCAGAUGACUCUUUAUGCUGUCAACAUACAUCAAGUCCGCUAGGAAAUGGAGCUAUAGUGGAAACAUCUGAUGGAAAGAUUCUCAUCUUACAAAGAAGUCAUAAUGUGGGCGAGUUUCCAGGAUAUUUUGUUUUUCCUGGAGGCCAUUCGGAGCCCCAAGAAAUUGGAAUUUCUUCUCAUUGCGCUGAUAAAGGCACCAUACAGUCUGAUCUUAUAAAUCAGAAAGUUUGUGUAGAGAUGUUUGAUGGUAUCAUUCGGGAGGUGGUUGAAGAAAUUGGUGUUCCUGCAAAUUCUCUGACAAAUCCUCUUUUCAUUGGAAUUUCUCGUCGGGUCAUGAAUGCCAGGCCAACAGCUUUCUUCUUUCUAAGGUGCAAUCUACCAGCAGAAGAAGUUCGUGAAUUUUAUUCAAAAGCACAAGAUGGAUUUGAAUCCACUCAAAUAUUCACAGUUUCAAGGGAUGAUUUGAAGAAACUGGCACUGAAAAUGCCUGGUUGCCAUUGUGGAGGACUUGCUCUUUAUGACCUGAUGACGGAAACCCUCAGCUCUCACACAUAGUUAAGAAAAAUGCUUCAAGUUUUCUGUGGCUUAUUUCAUUUACCUCUUCUUCACACAAGUCAGUUAAAUACUUGAUGACGCAAAUUUCUGUAUGUCUCAAACACAACAAUUCAGGUGUACUGUUCUCCAUAUCUGGUUCCACCAUCUCUUCAAUAUGAGGUGAUCAUUCUUCGUGGAAUAUUUGUGGAGGAGGUAUGCACUUAGCUGCAUCGAGAAAGAUGUUAUCUGUUACAUGGGCCUAUUCAAUGGAGAUAUUCUGUUCUUUGUUCCGUGGGACUUCUACUUUUGAACUUUCAAUUUCAUGCUCAUACAUGAUCAAACGACACACUUUUCUCCCCACACACAUUCAAAAUAUCUUUGCUUCAGUGAAUUAAAUUAUUUUAUUUUUCAGUGGAGAUAUUCUCUAAAAUAUGCUUAUUAUAAGUUUAUUGCAUGUAACACAAUUGAGAGUUAAAUGGGAUCAAGUUGGCUUGGUUUUCGGGAUGUAUUCCUAGAUGUUCUUUUAUUACUUGACUGCUUCAUGAUAGACCUUGAUAAAUUGGAGAAGAU
This is a messenger RNA of Zingiber officinale, 1569 nucleotides long. Its product is annotated as nudix hydrolase 9-like. The record is from RefSeq and is a predicted model, not a curated record. The coding region runs from base 31 to 1020 and encodes 329 amino acids. The transcript has 10 exons. Gene Ontology annotation, molecular function: GDP-mannose hydrolase activity. Lineage: Eukaryota; Viridiplantae; Streptophyta; Magnoliopsida; Zingiberales; Zingiberaceae.